Molecule: messenger RNA, 637 nt
Organism: Leptinotarsa decemlineata (Colorado potato beetle)
Lineage: Eukaryota; Metazoa; Arthropoda; Insecta; Coleoptera; Chrysomelidae
Source: RefSeq, a predicted model, not a curated record
GGAUAAAAAAGUUGAAAAAAUGAAUAAGAACAUAUUGAACAUAAAAACUAAUGAGAGUAAAGGUAUUUCACCAACAGAUAAAAACCUAGCAGAGUGUAGCUGUUCGAAUGAACAGAGUGAGUCAAGUGUGAGAAACCAGUUGACAAGCAAUAGGGGCGAUUCUAAGAUUACUGAACAAGUGAUUGCUGCCAAUAUAAUGCAAAUACAAACAGAACCAAAAUGCAAAGAGUUGAUAGAUCUUACAAAUAAAGAUGAAGAAAAUGUAAACUACUCGGGGUUCAUAACAGUGAUAAGAAGGAGAAGGAGACCUAUGGAAGGAAGCGGAUGUGGUGAUGACAACUUUCAUUGCAGACGAAAUGCUGUGGAUAUAAAUGGAUAUUGCACUGAAGUUGAUACAGAGUUUUCUGCAAUAACUAUAUUCAAUAUUCUGGAAGUAUGCUUAUAUCGAACAGACAAAACUACUGUGAAGACGCCCGAGGAUAGGCUAUACGACAGGAUUGCCGACUGUUAGUAAAUCGUGGCAGUAUUCCUUUGUUUGAUAUGAAUUAUAUACCCCUUGUGCAAGUCGCCUGUUACGAUAAUGUGUAUCAAAGUAUUCGAAAGUGGAUGAUUUAUAAGUACGGAGUCAUAACGGAGA